Messenger RNA from Procambarus clarkii (red swamp crayfish), 519 nucleotides. Its product is annotated as chloride intracellular channel protein 6-like. The record is from RefSeq and is a predicted model, not a curated record. NCBI's taxonomy places the organism in Eukaryota, Metazoa, Arthropoda, Malacostraca, Decapoda, Cambaridae.
AUGGGUGCUGAAGGCAUGGGUACUGGAGGGAUGGAUGCUGAAGGCAUGGGUGCUGGAGGGAUGGAUGCUGAAGGCAUGGGUACUGGAGGGAUGGAUGCUGAAGGCAUGGGUGCUGGAGGGAUGGAUGCUGAAGGCAUGGGUGCUGGAGGGAUGGAUGCUGAAGGCAUGGGUGCUGAAGGCAUGGAUGCUGAAGGCAUGGGUGCUGGAGGGAUGGAUGCUGAAGGCAUGGGUGCUGAAGGCAUGGAUGCUGAAGGCAUGGGUGCUGAAGGGAUGGAUGCUGAAGGGAUGGGUGCUGGAGGGACGGAUGCUGGAGGACCAGGAAAGUUAGUUUUACACCGGGACGCUGCCGUCGGCGACCUGCUCAGUCUCCGCCAGUUACACCGGGACGCUGCCGUCGGCGACCUGCUCAGUCUCCGCCAGUUACACCGGGACGCUGCCGUCGGCGACCUGCUCAGUCUCCGCCAGUUACACCGGGACGCUGCCGUCGGCGACCUGCUCAGUCUCAGCCUGUUAGGUUAA